AUGCUCCGGUCCUUCUUACUCAUUGUCGCUACCGUGAGCCUAUUCGGACAGUGUAAGCCUCUCCCGUUAGCAACUUCUCCUGUCAGCGACGCGGUUCGUGCUCCCCACAGAAGCACUCAUGAAACCAGAUUCCUGAGGACAAACGACGAAGAGAGGGGGGCAACAAUGACUUUAGCUGGAGUUUUGCGUGAUAAGGCACAAACGAAGCAGUUACUGACCUCUUGGCUCAACAGUGGAAAAAGCGUGCCAUCCGUUUCUAACAAGCUGGGGCUGAAGAGAAUGUCGCUCGAACAAGCGAUUCAUCACGAAAACUGGAAGGCUCUCACUACGUUCCAGCGUAUGAAAUCUAAAAAAGCCAAAGCGUAUGCGAAAUAUGGAACAGGCUACCAGACGGAGGCGAAGACAAAGGAAAAUCUAUUGCAGUGGGUCAUGCGCGGAGACUCGCCCAAGGAGGUGUCCUCGACACUUGGAUUGUUGGGCUUGAGCAGGAGGAAGAUCAUUGAUCAUCAGAACUACGAAGCUUUCAGGACCUUCCUGAAGUAUCGAAAGCAGUGGGCUGAGAUGCAAGGAAACGGUUUUACGAAGCUUACCACAUGA
Phytophthora infestans T30-4 is the source of this 597-nucleotide messenger RNA. Its product is annotated as secreted RxLR effector peptide protein, putative. The transcript has a single exon. Bases 1 to 597 code for a protein of 198 amino acids. NCBI's taxonomy places the organism in Eukaryota, Oomycota, Peronosporomycetes, Peronosporales, Peronosporaceae. The record is from RefSeq and is a predicted model, not a curated record.